Paramuricea clavata is the source of this 8123-nucleotide messenger RNA. The record is from the annotation of a GenBank genome assembly. NCBI's taxonomy places the organism in Eukaryota, Metazoa, Cnidaria, Anthozoa, Malacalcyonacea, Plexauridae.
AUGGAGGAGGAAUUGAAAGCCGUGAAAAAUUCGCUUACUCGUGUGGCUGACACUCUAGAACGAAUCGAAAGUUCUCGUUCUGGCCCAGGUAUGUCAAACUUCUAUGAAUGGUGUGAACAUUAAUGUUUUGUAGAUGAAUAUGGUUUGAUUAUAAAUACGAAGAUUAAUAAUUUAUUUGUGCCUUUAUAUUGUUUGGCGGUUUUGCCGGCACAUGGCGUGAUGGCAGCAAAUUGUUGUUUAUAUUGGUGUUGUCUAAAUUCGUUCAAUCGUUCAUUCAUUUCUGCCAGCCAGCAUUACAGCAAUAAGUAAACAAAACAAGUCACUCAUAUUGAACAAUAUUUUAUUUUAUUGUUGUGCAUAUUGAAUUAUUUAAAUUAUGUUGAUUUUUCUGUGUUGGUGCAAUGUACUCAGGUGAAUAAGAAGCUUGCGAUGUUACUCUGUGUGUAUAUCCACACCGGGAAGGCUUGACAAAUAUACCUGGCCACGGUGGGAAUCGAACCCACGACCUUUGGAAUACUAGCCCACUGCUCUGCCAACUGAGCUACGCGGUCAGGUCGGUACGAGUACGUGAUAUUUUGGAACUGAGUCUAAUUCCUUCGAUAUCAAUGUAAUCUAAUAAUCAUGAUUUUGCUGUGUUGGUGUAGUCCGAUUUGUGUUGGUGUAUAAUCAUGCUUUUGCUGUGUUGGUGUAAUUGGUAAUAUCACGUACUCGUACCGACCUGACCGCGUAGCUAAGUUGGCAGAGCAGUGGGCUAGUAUUCCAAAGGUCGUGGGUUCGAUUCCUACCGCAGCCAGGCAUAUUUGUCAAGCCUGCCCAGUAUGGAUAUACACUCAGAGUAACAUCACAAGCAUCUUAUUCACCUGAGUACAUUACACCAACACAGCAAAAUCAACAUAAUUUAAAAAGUUCAAUAUGCACAACAAUAGAAUAAAAUAUUGUUGAAUAUGAGUGACUUGUUUUGUUUACUUUUUGCUGUAAUGUGCUGUAAUGCUGGCUGGCAGAAAUGAAUGAACGAUUGAACGAAUUUAGACAACACCAAUAUAAACAACAAUUUGCUGCCAUAUCACGCCAUGUGCCAGCAAAACCGCCAAAUGAUAUAAAGGCACAAUUAAAUGAUUCAUCUUCGUAUUUAUAUUAAUAAAUCAAACCAUAUUCAUCUACAAAACAUUAAUGUUGACACCAUUCAAAGAAGUUUGACAUACCUGGGCCAGAACGAGAACUUUCGAUUCGUUCUAGAGUGUCAGCCACACGAGUAAGCGAAUUUUUCACGGCUUGCAAUUCCUCCUCCAUGAUGAAUUUGUCAAUUUGACACGACAAAGAAAGAUUCAAAGAUUCCAAGUAUUUCAAAAUGACGUCAUUAUGACAAAGUUUGUAUGACGUAAUUUUGGCGGCUUUUAUACAAGCGGCGGCAAAUCGCAAUUUUCAACUUGACAAAUCGCAAUUUUCAACUUGAUAAAUCGCAAUUUUCAACUUGACAAAUCGCAAUUUUCAACUUGACAAAUUGCAACUUCGAAUUUAACAGAUCGAAACUUUCAACUGUGCAAAUCGCAACUUUCAGUAUAGCAAAUCGCAACUUUUCAUAUUUAGACUUUUCCAUCAAGUUCAUCGUUGCGUGCAGGAAAGUCGUUAAAUGUUUGUGUGGUAAACAAUUGCCAAAAGCCGUAUGAAAAAAUUAUGGGCAAAAUUAAAUGUCGAUUCCCCAUAUUAAAAGUCGAAUUGCAAUAUUGAUUUUUGGCGGUGAUGGAACGCCAUAAAUAUAGGCUACUGAUCAUGAGAUAUACACUCAUUAUACUCAUUAUAUACUCACGCCAAUAAUAUACUCAUUUUUUAUUAAUAUGGGAUCAAAUUUGUCUUUUCAGUUGUUUAUAGUCGAUAACGAGUUCUUUACAUUUAUCAGAAUUAAGUUGUAACUUAUUCUUAGAUGAUCAACUCUCAAUUUCUUUGACAUGUUAUUGUAUUUAACUGGCACUUCCUUUUGCCGGACUAUUUUGGAAACAGUAAUGUCAUCAUCAUAUCGAACUUUUAGGUUGGUAAAUUUCUCACUUCUAAAUCGUUAUUCAUCAACAAAAAGAGCCAAGGCCCCAACUUAGUGUCUUGUGGCAAACCUGAUGGAACGUCUCGAUGAAUCGUUCGAGCUCUUUAUUCUUUGAUAUCUGUCUGUAAGAAAAUCUCUAACAUAACAAAAUAUUUCAUAUGCAUGGUAUGUCUAGACUGAUAGGUAUGUCUAGAUGCCUGCAUGGUAAAUAAAAAACUUGGUAUAGUCAUAUAGCACAAUUCUCACCGCUGUAAUCUCGUUCCCUGAGCCUGUGAUCCUUGGGAAGGAACGUGAGGCUCUGGGAUAAACCGUUUCAGGGAGGAAUCUGAUUGGCCGUUGAUAUGGAAUGCGCAACGCAAUUGGUUCUAACCAAUUUGGUGCUAUUCCUAAAUCCUCAACCACUGAAGCUCUGAUCUCCAUGAUUCAUGAAUGGGAAAAAGCUACGGAUGGUACUUCUGCAGCGGUGACAAUCUCGUUCCCCGAGCCUGCGAUCCUCGGGAAGGAACGUGAGGCUCUGGGAUAACCUUAAAGGAUUUUUUAAGAUUGCUGGAGCGAUGUACCUCGUCACAACAAAUUCCUCAGCGACUUUUGAAAUCGUCAAUGUUAAGGAAAUUGGUCGGAGGUGUUUAUUUAAUGUUAGUAACCGGUUUGAGUAGGUAUAUAGGGCAACCUCGUCCCCAGCCCUGGGAAGGAGGUUGAUAUAUAGGGGUGACGUUGGCAAACCUCCAGAUAGUAGGAAGCUUCAUUCCCUGGUAAGAACUAUUUAGUAUGGAGCAAAUUGGUAUGGUUUAAAGUUCAGCAUAAUCUCAAAGAGCCAGUUCGGAAUUUCGUCAGAACCGGAUGCUUUCCGCGGAUUUAAGUUACCGAGAACUUCAAUAUAAACCUCAAAUUCAGUAUUUAAAACCAAAGAGAAAUUCGAAGAUUGGUCAUCUGUAUCACAAGUAUCACUGGCGCUAGAAGAUUCAUACUGGAGCAAUGGAUUUAAGAAAGCUUCAUUCAUAUACGGUGUGCAAUAUUUUCAAGCGAAUCGUUUUCAGUUUGGUUCAAUUGUAAUUGAUCGAACAAUUUUUCUGCUUCUGAGGCUGCAACCAUACCCGAAAUUGCUCUUACUUACUUCCACUAAUGAGAUGGUUUAGACUCUUUUAGAUAUUUUACUUUUAGUGAAAUUCGGGCUGCGAGCAGGCUAGGAUAAUACCUACUUCGACACUUUUCCCGUUCAGUUUUAAUUAACACGAUUACAGUAAAAUCUAUACAAGUCUAGCUUUCUUAUGAAAUGCUCGUUGACGGCAUUUUAUAUAACAUCUCUUAAGGUCAGCAGUAAUCCAGGGUGGAUCGUUAAUAUGGACUUUCUUUCCUUUAAUUUGCAUUAGGAUGUUAAGACCUGUAUUAAUAAAAUUUGUGGAUAAAUUAUUUUCCGCAUGUAAAGGUUUAGACACGAUAACAGACCGGAAAUUAAUAGAAUUUAAAAAUCUUCCUCGUUCUUGUUUUCCACUCGGUCGGGUGUCUCUUGUUUUUAUCACUGUUUGAUUAAAAUCUCCUGAUAACAGGAUUCCACAAAUUGGAUACUGACCUUUGAUUUCAAUAUAAUUAAGGGACUUUAAUAGAUAGUCUAACAUUCUCUUAUAAUCGGCGAUGGGAGGGUGAUAUGCAGCCUAGUGCCUAGUCGUUCUGCAGCUUUCACCAACGAAAAACGAACCGAUAAAACUGGCUUAGUUAUGACGUCAUUAGUUGUGAGAUGUCAUUAGAUCACCGCGCAUGGUGCUGUAAGGCGUCCAAGGUGUUCCCGCGCCGUCCCUUCCACACAGCUAUCUCUCUCCCACCACAAAUACAACUUCGUACCUCUAUGAAUCAAGCAUAGUAAGCGCGCGCGCGAGAGAGAGCCUAGGGCUAUAGGGUGGGUGAUAUGCAGUUCUAGUAGUAUAAUGCACCAAAAUCCAUCUAUGAAACUCGCGCCAGUCUCCUUUCCCGAACCAUACACAGUAUAGUCGACAGAAUGUCGUUUUUAGCCACCGAUGUAGGAUAUCUAGUUUUAUGAUGACGUAAAAGUUUCUUACAACAAAAUAACAUAUCCGUUUUUGCGAAUUAGGUAGCAUUCAUUUUUUAGCUGGGGGGGGGGGGGCGGAGGAACUGAUGUUUAAUUCCAUGCUAAAACUUGGAACCCCCAAGAGAAAAGUUGAUAAAAAAUUAUGCCCCCCUAUUUUUUUUACUGAAAAAUUUUUUGACCUCUCAUCCCAACUUUUCAUAAUCCACACGGUGUCGUUUCCGUAGCGGUUCACGGCCGUAGGAAGUUCUUUUUGAUUGGGGGGCUGAAAGCGAGGGCCGAAGGCCCGAGGAAAUUUUUAAAUCUAGAGUCUCUGAAAUGCCAUUUCCUGGACUUUGGGGAAGAUUUGACAGAAUUCUGAUGGUCAGAAAACAGCGUUUUAGUAUGUCGAAAUUGACAAUUUGGUAGUACUAAAUGGGCGAAGGCGUAUUUAAUUAACUAUAUAUUGGAUAACUAGGAUACGUUGCAGGAAACUGUGGGUACUAUCUUCAUUCUUUGCAGUUUGUCAUGGAUAAUGUAGCUGCUUAAAUUAAUAAAGCUUAAAAUUGAUGCAUGAUUUUGAAAUCAUGCAGACCUUGAAACCAUGCAUGAUUUUGAAAUCUUUCAUUCAUGUUUUCACACAAAAACGGAUAAAAACGAGGUCAAUUGACGAACGUCAUGGAAAUGUUUUCCUAUGGACUGUGUGAACAGAGCAUCAAAUGAAUUUUUCUUCAUUGUUAAAGAUGACGAGAUAGUUGAUAGUUUGUAGACUUUUUUACCAUUCUUGAUCCAAAUAUUUCCAAAUUCUAUAAAAUUUUAUUGGUGAUUUUUUCACUGAUUAUUUUUAUGACCCCCUCCAUUUAUACCAAAACUAUAAAAAGACCCACCCCUUUGAAGCAUGUCAAAAUUGGCUGACCCACCCCCAAAUUCCUCCGGCCCAACCCCCCUCCCCAGCUAAAAAAUGAAUCCUUCCUUAAUCGACAUAUUAUUACCGCAAAUAUUGGCAAUAAAACAAUUAUAGACACUCUGUAGAGACCUAUAUAUUCUGCGAUAAUAGAAGCCUAUAUAUACACAAAUUUAACGAUAGGUGAAAGUAAGUCUAAAUGUAUGGAAUUCGUUAAUUUAAGCACUAUACAUAUUACUAGAAUUUAAAUCGCAAGAAAAGUGCUUUCUCACCCCCAAGGGAUGGUACCAUGCACAUUUUGCUGAAUAAUGGGCUGUUUAUACGAUCCCGCUUUGCCAGGACGAGAUAUGAGGCAGGAUGAUUUCGAUGUAUUGAAAUGAGUCACAGUGAAAAAUUCAGCAAAAAAAAACAUUAUUCUCUAGAGAUACACAUAGAUUAUAGUUAACUGUAAACGAAAGGUUGUUCAAGCAGCAAUAAUAAUCCUCUUGAACUACAAGAUCUUCUCUUCAAUAUUUGAAUUCUGUUAACCAGCAUUUAAACUUUUGUUUAACCUAGUGACUUAUUCCAACACAUCAAAAAUCAUUCCAUCAUGUAAACACCCUACGACGCCUGUUUAGGAGGUAGGAAAAGUGCAAUUUAAAUAUCAAACACCUUGCACAAGGUUGAAGGUCAGCUAACUCUUUUAAUUCUACUUUCUUGCAAUUGGCAUGGGCAGUUUUAUAUGAAUACCUUCUCAACGUUUAAUAUAACUUCUUGCUUUUGCAUGUAUAAUAUAACACUGCCAGUGGUGAAGCUAGCCAUAGCAACAAGUCAUGCUAUGCAAGUUUCUAAUGAUUUGCAUUAUUCAAAUAGAUGCAGGUUUACUGGCGUGGCAUGCCCAGUUGCCAUGGUUGAUGAAGAGUGUGUAACCCUGGAGGAGUUUAUUGAGGGAGAGUUUGUCAAAUAUAUAAACAACACUGGGAAAGCUUGCGUACCUGAUAAUGAUAUAAUGGGUCCAAAGGCACAGUGUUUAGCAUAAGAAUCAGUGAUAUUCGUAAUACCUGUUUAUGUUAAUGACAAGUUUGCCUUCUUGUGUGUAUGAUAAAGAAGUUUUCCUAGACAAGGUUCCCGUGAUAAGUUUUGUUUCUUGUCUGCAUGGAAUGUUGUUAAACAUUUAUCUCCAAAAGUUGACAUGACAUAACUAGCAUUGGAACAAGGCUCAUUAGCAAGGAAAAAAUGUCCUUUUUUGCUGCAGACAAAAGCAAAUAAAACUUGUCAAGGGAAACUUGCUCAACUGUACUAAGCUUUAUUGGGUUAAAGAUGAGGAUGUGGUACAAUCCAUUCGCACUGGAAAUUACAAUGUGCACACCAGACUGUACUGCAUCCUAUACUGCAUCAAUCUUGGGAUGGCAUUUUGUAAGUAUGACUUUACAGGCACAAUGAGGGGCUUUCCUAGGUCCCAGACUUCUCAUAUGUGAAAACAUGCUGAAAUUAAAACUAUUCCAUAGACUGAAAUAGAUAUCUAGGCUAGUUCUUGUUAAUUCUACGUUUAAUUUAAGUAAUAAGACUUAUCAAUUGGACAUGUCUAUACUGUCUUUCAAAUAACAAAAUACAUCUGCAUAUUGAUUUGUUAAUCUGUUACCUUGUUUGGAAUCAUAAACCUUUUUAUAAUAUAGCAUUUGUAAAUUCUGAACGCUGAUUGGCUAAGAGCCGUGUUGAUAUAACUCCAUGUCAACACGGGAAAUUUUCCGCCGCUUGUAACACGGAAAUUUUUUUUAUUCUUCGGGCUUUUGACAUUGCUAUAUUAUAAAACAAAUAUAAAACAUUUUUUAAGGAAUGAUAUAUAGUUGUAUCAACACUCGUGGAAGUUGGGAAAACUCGAAAUUGUGUGAAAACACUCCGCCCUUCGGGCGUCGUGUUUCCACACAAUUUCUCGUUUUCCCAAUUUCCACUCGUGUUGAUAUAACUGUAUAUCAACACGGAAAAUGUUUUAUAUUUGUUAAGUAUUUAAUCAGUUCAAAUAUAGUAUGUCUUUGCGCUUGUGAUGUACUAAUUUAAGGGCCAACUUGCUGUUUUGCGCCUGCUCCAGGGCACUGUAAUGUUCUACAUUACAUUACAUAUUAAUAACAAAGCGUAAAGAUAAUUAUGUUGCUUUUAGCACACACUAGUUCAUUUGCAAUUGUAAUAUAAUUCAUUUUAUCUCAUGAAGAGUGCAGUUUUUAGAUCAGUUCUUAUUAUCUACUCUAUAUAUUCUCACAUAUCAUAAUAAUUAUUAUGUAUUUAUAGUCUCUAGUACGAACUCACCUAAAAAUUCUUCCUGGAAAUGUUGGCGGUGAGGGGGGCUCAGGGUGUACGAGGAAAAGAAAAAUAAUAAACCUGCCUGUUUUCUUUCACCUUUCCUGCAUGAAUCUUUCCGCCAAAUUUAUCCAAUAUUUACAUAAUAUAUUUCAAAAUUUGGAAUCUUAUCCAUUUUCUAAGAAUGGUUUGGCACCCCUUCUCCGUGUGUGUUUUGUUGCAUUUGUUCUGGAAUAGGUCACUAACGCAAUUGGCUAACGCCCUGUUUGUAUUUUCCUGGUUUAUGUUCGUGUUAAUGGAAAAAAAAUACCAUUAAAUUUUAGUACAUAUUACCGUGGGUACAUAUAGUUCUUAUUUUAAUUAAUCUCGUGUUGUUUAUAGUGUUCGCUUAGCCUUCUUAAUACAUUUUUUACCGUUUUAAUGAAUGCUUUAAUUAAUUCCUCUUGAAAACAUGUACAGUGUUGCACUAUAUAAAAUCUCCCGAAUGUUUAGAUACAUAGGAAACCAUGCACGAUUAUUUUUUAUCUCACUUGGCACCUUCAAUUUUGCUGAUUUCAUUUGCAUUACAGCCAUUCCACUCAGGUUACAAGGACCAUCAACUAUUAAUGGUACUGGUCGUGUGGAAAUAUUAUACAAUGGGCAAUGGGGAACGAUCUGUGAUGAUGAUUGGGACAUAAAAGAUGCUAGAGUUGUAUGCCGUCAACUUGGAUAUAAAUAUGGUGUUAGAGCUCUUCAAGGAAGUCAGGUUCCUGAUGGUUCUGGACAGAUAUGGUUAGAUGACGUGCGCUGCACUGGGAGUGAACAAAGUUUGAGUGACUGUCUCCAUUCUGGUUGGGGAAAUGAAAAUUGCGGGCAUAGUGAGGACGCUGGAGUUGAAUGUUCUUCAGUAG